UAUAAAAUCAGUAAAAAAUAAAAAUCUAUUGCAAAGCCCCUACAAAGUGCUAACAUUUGUGGCAAGAGAAACUGGCUCUGAAGUGAAAAACAAAGCAAACAACUCCAAAACCAAACAUGCACUUGUGCUGCAUUUGUAAUACUAACUAGAGUACAAACCCAGACAAUUGCUAUUAAGCCAGUGGUUGCAUCUCCUAAGUUAUUUCUGUACAACCCCACGCAGAGCACCGUUUCCCUGGAAAAGCCGUUUUGUGUGUUUGACACGCUGAGCCCGACCAGUACAAUGAAAGUAGACGUGUAUGUUGUGGUCAGUUCAGCCGCCUCUUCCUCCUUUACCCCUGGAAAGACCUACAGAGAGACAAAGGUGGGUGAGACAGAGCCUUACCAAGCAGUGUCCUUCAGCAUCCCCAACUGCUCCUCCCCUCCCAAAUUCACAGACCUGCUGAUCCUCAGCAUGGUGGAGAAAACCUUGAAUGAUUACCUGGUGCGAAUCGGGAGUCACCCCACCUGCGCUGGAGAUCCUGGAGCCACAGUGCUCUGCAAUGGCCCCCUUGCCAUGGGAACGGCUUACAGGUUUAAGUUUUUGCUGGUGGAUGGGACGACAACCAAAGCAGAGACUGCUUGGUCUGAGCCAAUUGUAACCAGAAACGCCCAGCACCAAGAGGACCUUGACGACUGGAUUGGGAAGAGAUCUGGGGCUAUGGUGGUGAUCACCAGCGUGCUGAGCUCGUUAACCUUUAUCCUCAUCUGCCUGCUCAUCGCCAUGGGGGUGUAUGAACUUGUGUAUCGUGCGACCGGCUCUCAGGACAUGACCACCGGAAGGACCCAGACUUUUGAGAGCUCCCACUUGACGGUGAACCAGCAUGUCUCUGUAGGGGAUGCUGGGGACAGAUACUCCAGCAACACCCAGCCCUAGAGAGGGGACAGGCGCUCCCCUGGAGGAGUGCAUUGUAGCUGAGACAAAUUAACUGCAUCAUUUUCUUCCUUGAAGAUCAUCAGUUUUGAUUGGUGUCUGGGUACGGGACUUGACAACUGCUGCUGAAUCAUGACUCCCAGAAAUUUGCAGCAGUUUAUUUAGAGAUCUAUUUGAAAUAUUUGUAAAUCCUUUAAUGAACUUAUCCAAGUAAUGGAUGACACUAUUUGGGGGUGGGUGCAGUAAUUUAUAAAGCUAAUUAGGUUGGAAGAUUGAUUUUAGCACUGUAACUGGUUAACUGAUCUUUCACCACUUUGUAUGAAUUUAAUCAGUAUUUUUGUAUUACAUGCACAUGUUUUUGUUCAUUCUCAGGAUCACCUAUUGUAUAAU
Messenger RNA from Polyodon spathula (Mississippi paddlefish), 1302 nucleotides. RefSeq names its product uroplakin-3a-like. The record is from RefSeq and is a predicted model, not a curated record. Lineage: Eukaryota; Metazoa; Chordata; Actinopteri; Acipenseriformes; Polyodontidae. The transcript is spliced from 7 exons. Bases 283 to 915 code for a protein of 210 amino acids.